Molecule: messenger RNA, 1560 nt
Organism: Parathielavia appendiculata
Lineage: Eukaryota; Fungi; Ascomycota; Sordariomycetes; Sordariales; Chaetomiaceae
Product: putative sugar transporter protein
Exons: 12
Coding region: 1-1560 (519 amino acids)
Biological process (GO): transmembrane transport; carbohydrate transport
Cellular component (GO): membrane
Molecular function (GO): carbohydrate:proton symporter activity
Source: RefSeq, a predicted model, not a curated record
AUGGGCACAGGAUACAAGAUCCUUAAGCUCAUCAUUCGCAAUGACGCGAUGAAGGAGGACCCCCCGGAGAUCUACGGUUGGCGCGUGUUUGCUCUGGUCUGGGCAGCUUGCUUCGGCGGACUGCUCUUUGGUUGGGAUGUCGGCACCAUCGGAGGUGUAUUGGCCAUGCCCGCGAUGCAGGAGAAGUACGGUUAUGUGACGCACAACGCCAAGGACAAGGCCGACAUGUCCCAAAACAUCGCCUCGACCCUCCAAGCCGGUUGUUUCGCUGCCUGCUUCGUCACGCCCUGGUUGACGGACCGAUGGGGACGGCGGUGGGCGCUGAUCGCGACCGGCCUAGUCACGCUCGUUGGCGUCGUCUUUCAGACCGCUUCGACCGCCAACGGCACCCUCGCCGUCAUGUACGUUGGCCGCUUCAUUGCCGGCCUGGGCGUCGGCGCCGCCUCCAUGCUCACGCCGCUGUACGUCUCCGAGUGUGCGCCCAGGGCUAUUCGGGGUGGUUUGACCUCAUUCUACCAGCUCUUCAUCGUCACGGGUGUCAUGAUCUCCUUCUGGAUCAACUACGGAGCCCUGCUGCACUUCAAGGGCGUGGCUACCUAUGCGACGCCUAUUGCUCUUCAAGCCCUUCCUGCCCUGCUUCUUGUCGUCUUCAUGUUCCUCGUUCCCGAGAGCCCUCGCUGGACGGCCAAGCAGGAUGACUGGGAGGCGACGACGAGAAUCAUUUCCAGACUCAGAGGGCAAGACAUGGCCACGCAGCUCGCCAACGAAACCCGGCUGAUUGGCGACGCCACGACCAAAGCUCUGCUCAGGGAGAUGUGGUUGAUCCCCGGCAACCGCAAGCGCGCCAUCAUCUCCAUCAUGCUCAUGAUCUGGCAGCAAAUGACGGGCGUGAAUGCCAUUAAUUAUUACGCCCCGCAAAUCUUCCAGGGCCUCGGCAUGACGGGCACCGAUGUGCAGCUCUUCGCCACGGGCGUCUACGGCGUCGUCAAGGUCGUCGGUUGCUUCCUGUUCCUCGUCUUCGUCGCCGACUCGCUCGGCCGCCGCCGCAGCCUGCUGUGGACCAGCGCCGCCCAGGCCAUCUCCAUGUACAUUGUCGGCGUCUACGGCAAGCUGGAGCCGCCGCAGGCGGGGAAGCCCAUCAGCCCUUUCGGAUACGUCGCCAUUGUCUUGAUCUACCUGUGGGCUAUCUUCUUCCAGUUCGGCUGGGGCCCCGUGUGCUGGAUCCUCGUCAGUGAGAUUCCCACGGCUCGACUUCGCGCCCUGAACGUGGCCAUCGGCGCCGCGACUCAGUGGCUCUUCAACUUCAUCAUUGCGCGGACCGUCCUGACCAUGCAAGUCACCAUGGGCACAGCCGGCUACGGCAUGUUCUUCCUCUUUGGCACCUUCGGCUGGAUCAUGGGCAUCUUCGUGUGGUUCUUCAUCCCCGAGACCAAGGGCGUCAGUCUCGAGAAAAUGGACGAGCUCUUUGGUCUUACCCACAUGGAGCCCAAGGACGUCGAGGACCGUCCGGAGUCGGUGAGGGAAGUGACCGAGUUAGGCGCCGAGAAGGAGAAGAACUAG